Messenger RNA from Crotalus tigris (Tiger rattlesnake), 2673 nucleotides. RefSeq names its product shugoshin 2 (gene SGO2). Gene Ontology annotation, cellular component: chromosome, centromeric region; nucleus. The transcript is spliced from 9 exons. Gene Ontology annotation, biological process: meiotic chromosome segregation. NCBI's taxonomy places the organism in Eukaryota, Metazoa, Chordata, Lepidosauria, Squamata, Viperidae. The record is from RefSeq and is a predicted model, not a curated record. Bases 167 to 2644 code for a protein of 825 amino acids.
CACCGCAACGCUCGUGCGCUGUUGCGUGGCCGCAGUUAAACGGUUCUGGGGUUGAGUGCCAUAUCCCUUUCUCUUAAAUUGGAGAGUGACGGAGUUAUGUCACAAGCAUAGUUCAUUGAAGUGUUCCGGUCUUCAGAGAAGUAAACCAAAGAUAGAAAUUGAUGUAAUGCCUGAAGUAUCUUCCCUUUUUACCGUUGGAGGUAUGAAAAAACAUGUGAUGGAGAAGAAGAAUAGACCUCUAAAAGUUACAAAGCUGAAUGCUUUUCUUGCAUUUAAAAUCAAAACCAAGAUAAUUAACAACUCUUCACUUUUUAAAAAUUCUUUGAAAAGUAAUAAUAAGGCACUGGCCAUGGCCCUUUGUACAGAGAAAGAAAAUUCUCGGCGGCUGGAAAAUGAAAAGCUGUUAUUACAAAAAGAAUUGGAUGGGCUGAACUUGCAAAAUAUCUUACUUCGCCAAAAGCUAAGUUACCUGAACAAAACUCUAAAAGAAAUUCAAGCAUUCAUGAAUAAUAUUUUAACUGCAAUUGAAUUAAGCACCUUUUCUGAGUGUAUUCCAAAACCUGUAACAAUGGAUGAUGCUCAGUGCAGCAAUUCUGGUCAUGAAUCCAAGCUUUCAAAAAAUCAAAUAAGACCUACUGAACAAUAUUUGAUCACUCCUCAUAUUGUAGAAAGUGAUGGGAAAAAAGAGAACUUGUUUGUAUGUGACACAGAUGGUCCUUUUGAGCAGAUAUCUGUACUCUCAAAAGAAAUUACAGCAGAUCAAAUGAACAUACAGAUAUUAGACCCUAAGCAAAUGCCAAAACCAAGUGAAUUAAAUAAAAUGGAAACAGAAUUUGCCACAAAUACAUUUCCAGAAGAAAAGCUAUCUAAUAUCUUUAAAACUUCUCUAGAUUAUGCAUCAUCUGCAAAUGAAUAUGAAAGUCAGUUAAAAGGACAUAAUAAUCCUUUUCCAAUGCAUCGAUAUAUAAGUGAAAGAAAGAAAGAAAUGUGCAUUUCAAGUAUUCACCCUCUUGUAAACAAUUUUGGUACAAAAAAAGAUAGUAACUGUAUACUACAUUUUUGCACAGCCAGCAAUUGCAAUAUUGAUAUUGGUAAUCAGAGAGACCCAAAUGGUGUUUCACAUAUUAAAUUGACUUCCCAACCUAGUAGUAAGCUUGUUCACAUGAACAAAGAAGAUUUAAUAAAAAGUCAAAAAUCAGAGGAAACUAUAUAUGAUACCGAUAUGGAAUUAACUGCGAGUGAAUUGGGUGAAAUAGUUAUAAUUAAAUCUAGAGAUAAGAAAUUUAAUAAGGUUAAAGCUGACAAAAUUUCAGAAAAUCUAAGAAAAGUAACAUUUGCAAGUACAAAAAAGCACAUUAAAAAAAAUAUAGCAAUAAACCCCCCAAAAAGUAAUGAAAAUGUUCCAAAACCCAUCCACACCAUUAAAUCAAAGAAAAAAUUACCACUCAAAGUAGAAUUGUUUAAAAAGAUAACAUCCUGGGAAAUGGAACGGGAAAAUACCAAUGAACAAGAUGUUGAGGAAAAUAAUAAAGACAGUAACAAAAAUUACAAGCACCUGCAUUUAAUAGAUAUCAACUGUCAACUGCAAACUACUAAUAUUUUACAGUCAGAAAAAGAGGAAAAAACAAUUUCUGAAACCGUAGAGGGAGUAAUUAGGCAGAAUGCAGGAGAAAAUUCGGAUUCAUUAUUACAAGAUAGUAAUAUUGGAAAUUUGCUAUCAAUGGCAAGCCCCAUAAUGGAUAAACAAGAAAAUUUAACCAUAAAUGAGAGUUAUCCUGAUACUUCCAAAAUCAACAAAUCAAACUAUUAUGAAAUGGAAAAUAUGCAGCAUUUAAGAAAUUUGGAAAGAUUUGGAUCAAAGGAAUGCAGGUACGAUUGCCAAACAAAACAUUAUCAAAGAACCAAUGUAAAAAGUGGAUGCAGCAGCAAAGAAGUUACUUGCAAAUACAAUAUAACAGCAGAAGGAUCUACAGAUGCUUUACAUGUUUCAAAGAUUUUGCAAAAUGACAAAAGAAGAAUUUUUGCAAAAGCUAGCCGGAAGACAUAUAUUAUAUAUCCAGACUCUCUUAAUGAGAGAAAAAUGUAUGUGAAACAGAAAUUAAACAGUGAAAAAUUAUAUGAUGAAAAUAUUCCUCAUAAGGCAUCUAAAGAGGAAGGAAAAACUUUCAGUGUUCAGAGAGUAACUUCAUGUUCCCUAAAAGAUGCUGAAAUUUCUAUAGAAGCAAUAAAUGAAAAACAAGGUUCCACAUCAUGUAGACAUGAUCAAAAUAAAAAGGAGAAUAUCCCUGCUAUAAAUAAAUCUGAAAGGUAUUAUCAGGAAGAAAAUGAUAGUGUUUUUACAAAGAAAGCAGACAUAACUUAUGAAGAAUCGUGCAACAGAAAGCCAGUGCAAGAUUCUGGGAACAAGCCUCUUCAGGAAUUGACAAAUAUUGGUAUAAAUUCAAAUCCCAAAUCCAAGAAAGAUAUAGAAGAACAUUCUGUACAAUCUGUUAGACGCAGGCGAGCAACAGUUUGCUACAAAGAGCCCAGUAUCCAAAGCAAACUGAGGAAAGGAGAGGAUGCUACAAAAGAUACAUUUCUUAAUUUUCCAGUUUUCAAAGUGAAAAAUAAGCAACAUUUCAAGACUAAAUCCAGAUUAAUCUAAAGAAAAUAUACAGAAAACAAUGAUUUUAU